CACAGGUGGCUCCUUCAUCAAUCACGGCCGGGGAGGCGCAGCCCCCAGGCAGUGUACCUGGGAUGGCAGCUGGAGCCAGCGCGGCCGCAGGUGACGGGGGCAGAGCUCGCUGCUGCCGGAGCCGGGGCGCCGUGCUGCUGCUCUUCUUCUCGCUGUCGCCGCGGCCGCCAGCCGGGGCCGCCUGGCUGCUGGGGCUGCGGCCCGAGGACACGACGCCGGGCCGGGUGUCUCUGGAGGGCGGCGCGGUGCAGGCGGCGGAGGGCAGCCGCUUCCUCCUGCGCCUCUACUUCCAGCCGCCGCCCGAGGGCAACGGCAGCCGCGGGCCGGCGGGGGAGCGGGAGCCGCGGCUGGUCUUCAUCGAAGAGGCGGCGGCGGGGAGCACGGCGACGCGGGGCCCGGCGGAGCGGUGCCGGGAGCGCAGCGCCUGGGCCUCGGACGUGGAGGUGGUGGGGCCGCUGCGCUCGGGCGGCGCGGCGGGCUCGGCGCUGGCCGAGGUGCGGGUGCGGGAGCCGCGCAAGGGCGAGGCGGCGGCGGCGCCGGGCGGGCGGCUCUUCUCGCUGUGCGCCUGGGACGGGCGGGCCUGGGCGCACCACGGUGCGGCUGGCGGCUUCUUGCUGCGGGUGCGGCCGGCCGCCCCGCCGCUGGGCACUUGGCUGCUGCCGCUGCCCGAAGCGGGCUGGCUGCGGGCGCUGGGCGCCCUGCUGCUGCUGGGGCUGUCGGCGCUGUUCAGCGGGCUGCGCCUCUCGCUGCUCUCGCUGGACCCGCUGGAGCUCCGCGUCCUGCGCAACAGCGGCUCGGCCGCCGAGCGGGAGCAGGCGCGGCGGGUGCAGGCGGUGCGCGGCGGCGGCGGCACUUACUUGCUGUGCACGCUUCUGCUGGGGCAGGCGGGGGCCAACGCGGCGCUGGCCGGCUGGCUCUGCGCCUCGCUGCCCGGCGGCGGGCCGGCGGCGGCGGCCGGCGGGCCACGGGGAGCGCCCUGGCUGCCCGUGCUGCUGUGCACCGCCGCCGUCUUCCUGGGUGGCGAGGUGCUGCCCUAUUCGGUGUGCUCGCGGCACGGGCUGGCCAUCGCCUCCCGCACGCUCUGCCUCACCCGGCUGCUGAUGCUGGCCGCCUUUCCCCUCUGCUACCCGCUCAGCCGGUUGCUGGACUGGGCGCUGCGGCAGGAGCUCAGCGUCUUCUCAACGCGGGAGCGGCUGCUGGAGACGCUGCGCGCCGCUGGCCCCCACGGCGACCUGGUGCGGGAGGAGCUGGCCAUGGUGCAGGGCGCGCUGGAGCUACGCACCAAGGUGGUGGAGGAUGUGCUGACACCGCUGGCCGACUGCUUCAUGCUCCGGGCCGAUGCUGUGCUGGACUUCGCCACCGUCUCUGAGAUCCUCCGAUCUGGCUACACCCGCAUUCCAGUCUAUGAGGGUGACCGGCGCGACAACAUUGUCGACCUGCUCUUUGUCAAAGACCUGGCCUUUGUCGACCCUGAUGACUGCACUCCCCUGCAGACUGUUACCCGCUUCUACCGCCGCCCGCUCCACUGCGUCUUCAAUGACACGCGCCUCGACACGCUGCUUGAGGAGUUCAAGAAGGGAAAGUCCCACCUGGCCAUCGUGCAGCGGGUGAACAAUGAAGGGGAAGGAGACCCGUUCUACGAGGUGAUGGGCAUUGUCACCCUGGAAGAUGUCAUUGAGGAGAUCAUCAAGUCCGAGAUCCUGGAUGAGACAGAUCUGUACACUGACAAUCGGAAGAAGGAGCGGGUUCCCCACCGGGGACGCAAGCCCCAGGAUUUCUCCAUCUUCAGGCUCUCAGAGAGUGAGAUGAAGGUGAAGAUCUCCCCGCAGCUCCUCCUGGCCACCCAUCGGUUCAUGGCAACAGAAGUGGAGCCUUUUAAGUCCCCCUACCUCUCUGAGAAGAUCCUGCUGCGGCUCCUGAAACACCCCAAUGUCAUCCAGGAGCUCAAGUACGACCGAAAGAACAAGAAGGCAGCGGAGCAUUACCUCUACCAGCGCAACCGCCCUGUCGACUACUUCGUCCUCAUCCUGCAGGGGAAGGUGCAGGUGGAGGUCGGCAAGGAAGGACUGCGGUUUGAGAAUGGGGCGUUCACCUACUAUGGUGUCCCUGCCAUCAUGGCUGUUGUCUCCUCAGAAAACGAUGUGCGAAAAAUGGGAAGCCUGGCAGGAUCCUCCUUCCUACUGAACAGGUCACCGUCGCGCUGCAGCGGCCUCAACCGCUCCGAGUCCCCCAACCGGGAGGACUAUGGAGGCAGCAGCACGCAGCUCCACAGCAGCAGCAACAACAUCUACAUGCCCGACUACUCCGUGCACAUCCUCUGCGACGUGCAGUUCGUCAAGGUGACCCGGCAGCAGUACCACAAUGCGCUGGUGGCCAGCCGCAUGGACAGCUCGCCUCAGUCCCCUGACAUGGAGGCCUUCGACAGGGAUUCAACCAAGGCCUCGACUGCACGGGGAACCCCACAGACACCCAAGGAGGACCCUGCCACCCUCCUGAAUGAGAGGAACAGCAUCAUGUGCAGCCGUGCGGAGGGGCUGCGCAGUCCCAGCGAGUCAGUGUUCCUGCGCAUGGAGGGCAUCCCCUUCAUCCAGGAGGAGCUGGCUGACAACGAGGAGAACAGCAAGCGGCAGAACAGUGAGUGCUGCGGGACCGUCCUGGAAGCAGAGUCCCCAGGUCGAGAGGCUGGGACCAGCUCAUCGCCGAGCAGCUCUGAGGAGGCGCUGGGCAAGAGGCUGCUGAGAUCCCUCAGUGGGCGCAAGCAGCAGGCGUCGUCAGAAAGUGAGAAGUCACCAGAGGAAAGCUCCAAUCUCGCCCCAUUAAUCACCUGAGCAGCAGCGUGGCCAGAGCACAGUGCUGGAGGCCCAUGCAGACUGGAGGUCUGCAGCAUGGGGGUCUCCUGCCGUGAGGCUCACGUCCAAUAGCAGGAGGUCUGCACUCGCUCGCUGCCUGUCCGCCCGCUCGUGCCGCCCCUCCCUGCAGGAUUUGUGCAGAGCCCCAUCCCCAGGCGAGAAAGGAUGGACCCCCGGCAGGGCUGAACCACGCAGGCAGCCUGGACCAGCUAGCUGGAGUCUGAGGGCCCUUGCCCUUGCGAGCCGCUCCCUGGUAGCAUCUGAUCUCAAGGAAGAGGUGGAAAAAGGAAAGGUGAAAAAGUGUCUGUCACGGCAUCCCUGCAAGCAGUGCAGGGAGGGGCAGCCCAACCCAGAACUGCCCUUUAACAUCAUUUACCAUCCCCAUCCCAGCGAGGCCAGGAGCCCUGCAGUGCCGGUGCUGCAAGAUGUGGUCUCCAGCACGAGGAGAAUGUGCUAUUUGGGGGGUGCCACGCGCAGCUCAGGGCCCCAGCACAUGUUUGUGCCGUGCCUGGUGACACGCCCACUUGCAGCGCCUCGCUCACGCUGACCAUGGACACAGCCCAGCCCUCCCAAAGCCCUGCCAGGCUCAGGGCAAGGAGCCCAGCUCACCCCCAGUGCAGCCCCCUCGCUGGGGAGGGGGCUCUCCAUGCUGCAUUGGACCAUCCUCCUCUCCACACACGCCUGCCGCUGUGAGGGAGGCUCGCACCCAGACGUCGGGGUGGGACAGACCAGUCAGUAGUUUUUGUAGAGGCUCAACGCAACAGGGAUAUCAACAUUAAAAGUGAUUUUUCCCUGA
Molecule: messenger RNA, 3645 nt
Organism: Haemorhous mexicanus (house finch)
Lineage: Eukaryota; Metazoa; Chordata; Aves; Passeriformes; Fringillidae
Gene: CNNM1
Product: cyclin and CBS domain divalent metal cation transport mediator 1
Exons: 13
Coding region: 63-2828 (921 amino acids)
Biological process (GO): transport; magnesium ion homeostasis
Cellular component (GO): plasma membrane
Molecular function (GO): transmembrane transporter activity
Source: RefSeq, a predicted model, not a curated record